CGCGCCGGCGGGGGCUGCGCAGGAGGAGCGCUCCGCCCGGCUACAACGCUCCGCGGGCCGGCGCGGCGACACCUGUUCGCGGCAGCCAGGGCGGCACGCGAGCUCCCGGACGCCGCUCUGCUCGCUCGCCGCUCGCCACCCGCCCCGAGCCCAUGGACAGCUGCCGAGCCUCCGGAGAAGCCUGGAUACUAGCUUUGGACGCCUAAACUUUCUUCUUUUUGUUUUAUUAUUAUUAUUUUUAUUUUUUGGAGGGGGGACCGGGAGGGGAGAUUUGUCGUCGCCGCCGCCAACGUGAGAUUUUUUUUUCCCCUUGAAGGAUUCAUGCUGAUGUCUGCAGAGUCGGUUAGAGAGUAAAAACAGCGCAUGCCUUCCUGGAGUCAGGAUCCGUAAAUUCUGACGUAGCCCGUGCAUCUUAAAAACCCCUAUAAUAACGCCUAGGCAUUUAAGUUGCUAUGGUCAUUCUGAUCUCGAACCAAAUGGAGAAACUACGGAUCUUUUUUCCUUAUUACGGUCGGAUGGGAUGAAGACCUUCCUGCCUGCUAAGAGCUGGGGAUCUAUCUAUAGAGAUACAUAGAUAUGUUUAUCAAUAUGUCAGUGUGUGAGUAUAAAGUGGUGGUUUCUUAGACUAUCAGUGGUUUGACCUUGAACCUGUGCCAGUGAAACAGCAGAUUACUUUUAUUUAUGCAUUUAAUGGAUUGAAGAAAAGAACCUUUUUUUUUUCUCUCUCUCUCUCUGCAACUGCAGUAAGGGAGGGGAGUUGGAUAUACCUCGCCUAAUAUCUCCUGGGUUGGCACCAUCAUUAUUGUUUAUUCUUGUGCUCCAAAAGCCGAGUCCUCUGAUGGCUCCCUUAGGUGAAGUUGGGAACUAUUUCGGUGUGCAGGAUGCGGUACCGUUUGGGAAUGUGCCCGUGUUGCCGGUGGACAGCCCGGUUUUGUUAAGUGACCACCUGGGUCAGUCCGAAGCAGGGGGGCUCCCCAGGGGACCCGCAGUCACGGACCUGGAUCAUUUAAAGGGGAUUCUCAGGCGAAGGCAGCUAUACUGCAGGACUGGAUUUCACUUAGAAAUCUUCCCCAAUGGUACUAUCCAGGGAACCAGGAAAGACCACAGCCGAUUUGGCAUUCUGGAAUUUAUCAGUAUAGCAGUGGGCCUGGUCAGCAUUCGAGGCGUGGACAGUGGACUCUACCUCGGGAUGAACGAGAAGGGGGAGCUGUACGGAUCAGAAAAACUAACCCAAGAGUGUGUAUUCAGAGAACAGUUUGAAGAAAACUGGUAUAACACGUACUCGUCGAACCUGUACAAGCACGUGGACACUGGCAGGCGGUACUAUGUCGCGUUAAAUAAGGACGGGACUCCGAGAGAGGGGACCAGGACUAAACGGCACCAGAAAUUCACACAUUUUUUACCUAGACCGGUGGACCCCGACAAAGUACCUGAACUAUAUAAGGAUAUUCUAAGCCAAAGUUGACAAAAGACAAAAUUUCUUCACUUGAGCCCUUAAAAAAAAAAAAAAAAGUAACCACUAUAAAGGUUUCACGCGGCGGGUUCUUAUUGAUUAGCUGUGUCAUCACAUCAGCUCCACUGUUGCCAAACUUUGUCGCAUGCAUAAUGUACGAUGGAGGCUUGGAUGGGAACAUGCUGACUUUGUUCUGCACUUAACUGGCUCGUCCUCCCGGAGGGCAGAGGGCCCCUCGCCCGCCUAUCGCGAGAGGAGAGGGGCGAGAGUCCGCGCGCGAGGGGCGGGGCGUGGCGUGUGUUCCGGGGGAGCGGGGAGCAGGGGGAGCCGGGAGAUGCUCGAGGACCAGGACGGCGGCCCGAUGCAUGCUGGGAAAUAGACACGCUUUUCCAUUUUUGAUCAGUUGUCACUUCAUCCCGUGUCAGCGCGGCCGCCCCCCUUGGACUCCUCGGGGUUCUGGCUGGCGGCCUGCGCGAGGGUACAUUGCUGCAUUUUUCAAAGGCAUGGAGGGUGCAGUCUUACUUAAAAGACUUUUUCAGUUAAUUCUCACUGGUAUCAUCCCAGUGACCUUAAAGCAAAGACCUCUUAGUAAAAAAAAAGGAAAAAAAAAAAAAAAAGAAAAAAAAAAGAAAGAAAGAAAAAAAAUGUUAAAUUUAUUUAUAGAAAUUCCAAAGGCAACAUUUUAUUUAUUUUAUAUAUUUAUUUAUUAUAUAGAGUUUAUUUUUAAUGAAAUAUGUACAGGCCAGAUAGGCAUUUUGGAAGCUUUAGGCUCUGUUAAGCAUUAAAAUGGCAAAGUCCGCUAUGAACCUGUGGUAAAUUCAUGCAAGUAGGUAUAAUGGUGCAUGGAUAUGAGAAAUUCUAAUGACCCCAAUGUACUAAAGGCGACAAUCUAUUUUGUGCCCGUAUUAUUGUAAACUUAUGCACAUCGCUCAUGACACUGAGUAUUCACUCUUCAGACUGCUUGUUUCAUAGCUUAUCCCAGAGGAUUAAAGAUAAACUGGGUCUCAAACUUUUAUCCUGUGUCUGUAAUAUUUCCUCUCUCAUAAGUGACUCCAUCACUGUAGUUUCACGGUUGGAAAGUAUGAGGGUUGGUAUAUGUCUUACUUGUUUAAAUCUAUUGCAGAACAUACCAAAGCUAAACAAUAACUAUGCUUUUAGCCAAUCUCCAGAACAACAGGACUCAUAUCAAAAAUUGUACUGACUUAAAAUUCUUUAAAAAAAGGCAAAAAAAAAAAAAAAGCUUACAUAGCACAGACUAUUUUUUUAAGAGACAAAAAUAAGAUUAACAGGAUCAUACUUGUAAACUUUUUGUUUGUGCACUUGGCUAUCAAAUAUGAAAUUAUACAAGGACCAUAGGGGUCAUUGUAACAUCUUUUAGAGAAAAUGGCUUUCAGUGUGAAUUGUCAUAAUUACGUGGUAAUAGCACCCUUCAAGAAAACUUGCAAAGUGAAACUAAUAAAUAUUUAUCAAUAAUGACAAUGAGGGGGAAAGUAUAAUAUUUGUUGACUGUGUUUUGUUUUUUAAAAUGGUCUUCACAAACGCUCAAUUUUUUUAGAGGGGAGGUUACUAUAUAGAAUAUCUUUUACAAGGCUUUUAUAACAUUUUAUGCUGAAAAGCAUAAGAAUACAUAUUUCUUGAGUAGCAAUAAUUUUGGAACUUGCCCUUGGGCAAGGGAGACUAUUUCUUACUAUAUAAUAAGGAAAAAAGAGCCAAAUUCUUAAAGCAAUAUUUGAGAAAAAGGAAUUUAUAACAAAUUCUUGUCUACAUACAACACUUUCUAGCCAGUUAUGUUGGGAAAUUGAAAGUGACAGUUAAAAAAUGUGCUGGGAUUUAUGUAACUAAUUUUAAAAUUUAAUAUUCCAAUGUUGUUUUACUCUGAUGCACAUUCUCUAUAAAAAAUAAAAGUUUGUCACUGGUGAGUUAAAUCUGUUACGAGCUAGAAGUGCAUGACUUAUUGUGGUGACAAUAUAUUGCCUUUCUAUGGUCCAAGUUGGAGAAUGUGGCACUGCCCUCCUGCUGAUGUGCAUUAAGGAAAAACUAGUCUAAUAUUUGGAAGUGAGAAAUAUUCUUGGGGGAGGGGACAGAAGCAAUGUAAAAUAGUUGAUUUCUGAUAAAAGAUUGCCCUCAUUUCAUUUACUUUCUUUUCCUUUUUCCCUUUUUCUUUUCUUUUUUAACUUUCUAAACAGAAACUGCAUUUAAUUCCAAGAAGUAGUAUUCUUAUUUAUUAUUUAACCCUUUGCUGCUGCUAAAAUGUGCACAUAUUCAGGCUUUAGUUUUUCCAAAAGGCAUUUAAUUAUUAUUAUUAUUUUUUGGUCUAAAAAACAUUAAACAUCUGACCACAGGGAAGACGAAUCAGGUUUCUAGGAUGUCAUAGGUGUAAUAUUUAGCACUGAAGAAACUGAUUUUAGAAGACAGCCAAAAGUAAUCUUAAAGUAGCACAAUUCCCUAGAUUAUCAGCUUAAAAGAAAAACAUAUUUGUGAAAAAGACUAAAAUCUCCAUGCAUUCCUAGAAAAUGCUACUUUAAUGUCUACUUUUGGAGUUGUUUUGGUACCUUUUUAUCUUUAAAGAAAAGCAAAAUGUUAUAUGCUUUUGGCAAUUGAUACAAUAAACUGUAAUGGUCUGUAAAUAAAUAAAUACUGACUUAUGCAAUUUAUGUGAAUAGGCGUUCUGGAAGAGUAGAUGGCUCAGGGUUUCGCGUGGGCAUUGUCUGUUGGGCAGUAGCGCCAGCGAGUCAUCCCCAGCUUGUGGGUUUGCCUUGGUUCUUGUCCUGAGAGACCCAAAGCCUGCUGGAUGGCAGCCCUGAGCCCCUGCAGAGUGGGUGGCCCCAGUUUCACAAACAGUUGCUCAUGUAGCUAAACCACUAUCUUUUUGGUGCCAACACUUGCACAUGGUCAAAGACUUACCGAGUACGGACUGAACCACCUCUCCUUCUGUCACAUGAAUGUCCCCCAGCAGUGCUGAAGAACAUGCCAAGUCAGUCUUGGGGAACCUACCUUGCCAGGUCCUGUUUUGUAGAUAAAUGGGUGGCUUCCGUAUGGUGUUUUCAUUCUAUCUCAUCUCAUUAACACUACAACAUUGUGUUACUUACUUGAUAAUCUGUAAUUGUAUGUAAAUACAUACAGAAUUAUGUAAUUUGUGUAAAUACAUAAUUACAGACUUUUGAAAACUG
Messenger RNA from Microcebus murinus (gray mouse lemur), 4623 nucleotides. RefSeq names its product fibroblast growth factor 9 (gene FGF9). Lineage: Eukaryota; Metazoa; Chordata; Mammalia; Primates; Cheirogaleidae. The record is from RefSeq and is a predicted model, not a curated record. Gene Ontology annotation, molecular function: growth factor activity.